CGCCACCGCGCGGACCCAACCCCUGGCCAGCCUUGGCCCCUCGCGCGCCGGGACAGGGCCACAAAUGACUGCACCUGGGCUUCGCCGGCCCAGGCGCCACGCGACUCUACACGCGCCCAAAGCGACCCUCUGCGCAAACUACCCCCGGGGACGACGUCACCCGCGCUAUGGAGUGUAAUCCAGGCACUUUAGAAGGCUGAGGCUGGAGGAUCGAUUGAGGCCAGGAGUUUGGGCCCACCGUGGGCAAAAUAGCAAGAUCUCAUUUCUGAAAAAAGAAUUAUCAUCCACUCACCCGGAACAGCUCUUCAAACUUAACAGCCGUGGCAGUCAGGGCUCUGCCUGCAGUUGUGACCAUGGACAGCUCUCCAAAGCUUAAACUUCCGUAAAUUGACUCAAGUUUCUUCAGAAAGAACUGUUACAUAAAGAAAGGAUGAUAUCUCUAAAGGUACAUGGAUUCAUCCAAAUUUGGAGCCAGAGGACUGGGAUGACUAAGGUGAAAGAAGCUCUCAUUGAAACAGUGCAAAGAAAAAAGGAAACUAAACUGGUGGUCACUUUCAAAUCUGGACAAUUUAUAAGAGUUUUUCAGCUGAGUAAUAACAUUAGAAGUGUGGUCCUUAGACAUUGUAAAAAUAGACAAAGUCACCUGCAUUUAACUUUGAAAAACAAUGUGUUCUUGUUUAUUGACAAAUUAUCCUACAGAGAUGCUAAACAGUUGAAUAUGUUCCUGGACAUAAUCCAGCAAAACAAAUGUCAGCAACCCAUGAAAUCUGAUGCUGAUUGGAGUGUGUUUGAAAGCAGGAAUAUGCUGAAGGAAAUUGACAAAACUUCAUUUUACAGCAUUUGUAACCAACCAAGUUAUCAGAAGAUGCCUUUGUUUAUGUCAAAAUCACCAACACAUGUGAAAAAGGGGUUAUUAGAAAAUCAAGGUGGGAAGGGGAAAAACACACUAUCAUCUGAUCUACAGACAAAUAAGGACAUUCUGAAGGAAUAUAACCCUGUACCAAACAAGACAUAUAAGACAGAUUCCUUGAAAUAUAUACAAAGCAAUGGGAAGAACCCAAGUUUAGAGGAUUUAGAAAAAGAUAGAGGUUUGAAACUUGGGCCUUCAUUCAAGACCAACUGUAAUGGAAAUCCUAACCUAGAUGAGACUGUUCUUGCACCUCAGACUCUCGAUGCCAAAAAUAGUUUGGCAUCUCCAUUGGAACCAGAGCACAGCCAGGAUGACCCAAGAUGCAACAAAGCCCAGGUGCCUCUUGACUCUCAUUCAGAGCAACUGCAGCAAGGGUUCCCCAAUUUGGGAAACACCUGUUACAUGAAUGCAAUUUUACAAUCGCUAUUUGCAAUUCCAUCUUUUGCUGAUGACCUACUCACUCAAGAUGUCCCAUGGGAAUAUAUUCCCUUUGAGGCUCUUAUUAUGACCUUGACCCAGCUGCUUGCUUUGAAAGAUUUCUGUAGUACAGCGAUCAAGAGAGAAUUACUUGGGAAUGUUAAAAAAGUCAUUUCAGCAGUUGCAGAAAUAUUUUCUGGCAACAUGCAGAAUGAUGCUCAUGAGUUUUUAGGUCAGUGUUUAGACCAGCUGAAAGAAGACAUGGGAAACUUAAAUGCCAUUUUGAAUACUGGGAAAGAAUGUGGAGAUGAAAAUUCAUCCCCACAAAUGCAUGUUGGUAGUGCUACCACCGAAGUGGUUGUUUGCCCUGUUGUUGCUAAUUUUGAGUUUGAAUUGCAGCUCUCCAUUAUUUGUAAAGCCUGUGGUCAUGCUGCUCUCAAGGUAGAACCUAAUAAUUAUCUCUCCAUCAACCUGCACCAAGAAGCAAAACCACUUCCUUUGUCCAUUCAGAAUUCUUUAGAUCUUUUCUUUAGAGAAGAAGAGCUUGAAUAUAACUGUGAGAUGUGUAAGCAGAAGAGUUGUGUUGCAAGGCAUACAUUUAGUAGGCUCUCCAGGGUCCUUAUCAUUCAUCUGAAACGCUAUAGCUUCAACAAUGCUGACUUGCUGGUGAAGAAUAACAAGCAAAUUUAUAUUCCCAGAUAUUUAAGUUUAUCUUCUUAUUGCAAUGAAAGCACCAAACCACCUCUUCCCUUGAGCAGUAGUGCACCUGUCGGGAAAUGUGAAGUCCUGGAAGUCUCUCAGGAGAUGGUUUCUGAGAUCACCAGCCCAUUGACACCAUCAGUGAAGCUGACCUCAGAAUCCAGUGAUUCCCGGGUUCUACCCAUUGAACCAGACAAGAAUGCCGACCUACAAAGAUUCCAGAGAGAUUGUGGAGAAGCAAGCCAAGAGCAGCAUCAGAGAGACCUGGAAAAUGGCUCUGCACUAGAGUCAGAAGUGGUCCACUUUAGAGAUAGGGCAAUCGGUGAAAAGGAGCUUCCAGUGGCUGACUCACUGAUGGACCAGGGAGACAUUUCUCUUCCUGUGAUCUAUGAAAAUGGAGGGAAGCCAAUCAGCAGCCCAGACACAAGGCUUGCCGAGGUUCAUCUUCAAGAGGUGCCUCAACAUCCAGAACUUCAGAAGUAUGAGAAAACCAAUACAUUCGUAGAGUUCAAUUUUGACAGUGUCACUGAGUCUACCAAUGGCUUUUAUGAGUGUAAAGAAAACAGGAUUCCAGAAGGAUCCCAAGGAAUGGCUGACCAGCUCCAGCAGUGUAUUGAGGAGAGCAUCAUAGAGGAAUUUCUUCAGCAGGCACCACCUCCAGGUGUUAGGAAGCUGGAUGCCCAGGAACAUACAGAGGAGACCCUCAAUCAGUCUACAGAAUUAAGACUUCAAAAGGCUGACCUGAAUCACCUUGGGGCACUGGGUUCUGAUAACCCAGGAAACAAAAACAUUUUAGAUACAGAGAACACAAGAGGUGAAGCCAAGGAACUCACAAGAAACGUGAAGAUGGGGAAUCCUCUCCAGGCCUACAGACUCAUCAGUGUUGUCAGCCAUAUUGGGAGCUCCCCAAAUUCAGGCCAUUACAUCAGCGAUGUGUAUGACUUUCAGAAGCAGGCCUGGUUCACAUACAACGAUCUACGUGUAUCAGAAAUCUCAGAGACCAAAAUGCAGGAGGCGAGGCUUCACUCUGGGUAUAUCUUCUUUUACAUGCACGAUGGGAUUUUUGAGGAGCUGUUUAGAAAAGCAGAGAACUUUCAGCUACUUAGCACACAGGCAGGGGUGAUCCCUCAGGGGGAAUAAGAAGAUGACUCUUUGUACAGACCUGCUUGACAGCCUCACUCAGCCUCACUUCAUCCUUGUAAAGAGAAUCCUGUACUUCACUCGGAAUGAAGGAACAAGUAUCUCAGGAUGAAAGCUCAAUGAAAAACACUUAUUUUGGGGGAAUAUCUAUUUUAACUGCUUCAGACACCUAGAUCCCAGAACUCAGGCGCAUAUGCAUAUUUUCCCUGCAAGAUUAGAAUGGUGCUCUUCACGUUUUGACAAACGUUUUCAAAAUGUUGUUCUUCAACCAGCAACAGCAGCAGCUAGGGACUGAUUAGAAAUGCAAAUUCUUGGGUCACCCUCCAGACCAACUGACUCAGAAACAGGAGGUGUGAACCAGCAAUCAGACGGAGAUUCUAGUGCUCGUGAAAGUUUGAAGAACACUGGCAAUGUGUGGAGUAUCUUGGUGUAUUUUUCUACUGUUGAUAUGGAUUGCUU
Messenger RNA from Symphalangus syndactylus (siamang), 3625 nucleotides. RefSeq names its product ubiquitin specific peptidase 29 (gene USP29). Gene Ontology annotation, biological process: protein deubiquitination; G1/S transition of mitotic cell cycle. Gene Ontology annotation, molecular function: cysteine-type deubiquitinase activity. The record is from RefSeq and is a predicted model, not a curated record. NCBI's taxonomy places the organism in Eukaryota, Metazoa, Chordata, Mammalia, Primates, Hylobatidae. Gene Ontology annotation, cellular component: cytosol; nucleus.